GCCCGCACCCAUGGCCGUGCGCGACUGGAGUGCUCGGUUACUAGUAGUAUCAGGCGAGGCUGCAGUUCCACACUGUGUGGGCUUGGGUGGUUGUGGUGAAGGAGGACGAGGAAGAGUAAGAGGAAGAGGCGGAUUCUGCAUCAAGGGUUUAUGAUGCUCUUUGCACGACAAACCUACGAAUCCUGACCCAGCUGGUCGCUUGUCGUCCCCCCUCCUUCCUUUUUGGCUUCUCUCUUGUCUUUCCGUUAGCGCUUUUGAGGAGACUUGAGCCGCCGUCACAAUGUGUGGAAUUUUAGCCAUCCUUGGGUGCCAUGACAAGAGCGUCACGCGGCGGCAUCGCUGCCUGGAGCUCUCUCGCAGGUUGCGGCACCGGGGACCUGACUGGAGUGGUUUGUUCGUGGACGAGGCGUCGGGAUGUUAUCUGGCGCACGAAAGGUUGGCAAUUAUCGAUCCCACGUCGGGCGACCAGCCGUUGUUCAACGAGAACAAGGACAUUGUCGUCGCGGUGAAUGGCGAGAUUUACAACCAUGAGGCCCUCAAGGCGAGCAUGAAGGCACAUAAAUACCACACUCAGAGUGAUUGUGAAGUUAUUGCACAUCUGUACGAGGAAAUUGGGGAGGAGGUGGUUGAGAAGCUGGAUGGCAUGUUUUCAUUUGUAUUGGUAGACUUGCGCGAUAAGUCAUUCAUUGCUGCUCGCGAUCCCCUUGGAAUCACACCACUCUACCUCGGGUGGGGCAAUGAUGGGUCUGUAUGGUUUGCGUCUGAGAUGAAGGCUUUGAAGGACGAUUGUGAGCGCUUUGAGUCGUUCCCUCCAGGUCACAUGUAUUCCAGCAAGCAAGGUGGUCUGCGUAGGUAUUACAACCCACCUUGGUUCAACGAAAGCAUCCCAGCAGAACCUUAUGACCCGCUCAUACUACGACAUGCCUUUGAGAAAUCAGUCAUCAAACGGUUAAUGACGGAUGUGCCGUUUGGAGUGCUGCUGUCGGGUGGCCUUGAUUCCUCGUUGGUAGCUGCGGUUGCUCAACGACAUCUAGCCGGCAGUACAGCAGCCAAGCAAUGGGGGAAUAAGCUUCAUUCUUUCUGUGUUGGACUGGAGGGCUCUCCCGAUUUGAAGGCUGGACGGGAAGUUGCUGAUUACAUCGGUACGGUGCACAAAGAGUUUCAUUUCACUGUCCAGGAAGGUCUGGAUGCCAUUUCUGAUGUAAUAUAUCACAUUGAAACGUAUGAUGUCACUACAAUUCGAGCUAGUACACCCAUGUUCCUCAUGUCUCGAAAAAUCAAAGCCCUUGGCGUGAAGAUGGUUCUUUCUGGAGAGGGUUCAGACGAGAUAUUUGGGGGUUACCUUUACUUCCACAAAGCUCCUAACAAGGAGGAGUUUCACAAGGAAACUUGUAGGAAGUUGAAGGCACUGCACUUGUACGAUUGUUUGAGGGCAAACAAAUCAACAUCAGCCUGGGGUUUGGAAGCUCGUGUACCAUUCUUGGAUAGGGACUUCGUAAACCUCGCCAUGUCGAUCGACCCUGCUGAGAAAAUGAUAAACAAGAAGGAAGGGAAAAUCGAGAAGUGGAUCAUCCGUAAAGCUUUUGAUGAUGAAGAGAACCCAUACCUGCCCAAGCAUAUUUUGUACAGACAGAAGGAGCAGUUCAGUGACGGUGUUGGCUACAGUUGGAUUGAUGGCUUGAAGGACCAUGCAGCCAGUCAGGUUUCUGACCAGAUGCUGGCAAAUGCUAAACACAUUUAUCCCCACAACACUCCAGGAACAAAGGAAGGUUACUACUACCGCAUGAUCUUCGAGAGAUGCUUCCCACAGGAGUCAGCAAGGCUUACAGUUCCAGGAGGACCUAGUGUAGCUUGCAGUACUGCUGCUGCCAUUGCCUGGGACAAGGCAUGGGCCAAUAACUUGGAUCCCUCAGGCAGGGCAGCUACAGGUGUUCACGAUUCCGCAUAUGAAGGUGGUGAGGUGGAGAGCUCAGCAGUGAGCCACAAAGAAGGUGGUGAGGAUGGUUUGGCCAACUCGAAAGUGGGCGACAAGGUUCAGGAAGCCAUAGCUGUUGCCUGAGGUGACGCAUGGUGUUCUUUGAUUAGGAUGCUCAUUGUAAGCUGACCCACCUACUGUACUGCAAGCAAUUGUAGCUUUAUAUGUAUUGGUGAACAAUUGCCAUUUUAGAGUGAUCAGUUUUCAUUUCCGUUUACUUUGAGAUAAAUGCCUUAUGUGUAUUUGAGUAGGAACUGGUUAAAGGACUUUUAAAUUUGUUGUUGACCGUGAAAGAGAUCAACCUUCAGGUAUAUAUUGUUUUCGAAUGAGCUUGUUUUUCAAA
Molecule: messenger RNA, 2318 nt
Organism: Physcomitrium patens
Lineage: Eukaryota; Viridiplantae; Streptophyta; Bryopsida; Funariales; Funariaceae
Product: asparagine synthetase [glutamine-hydrolyzing] 2
Cellular component (GO): cytosol
Molecular function (GO): asparagine synthase (glutamine-hydrolyzing) activity
Source: RefSeq, a predicted model, not a curated record